AUGCCUCCGCAACACGCAACCAUAAUCGGCCUGGGCCUCUCCGGCGCCCUCCUCGCCCUCUUCCUCCACCACUACUCCCCCACCAUCCCUACAAUCUACGAGCUGCGCGCAUCCCCUUCUACCCUCGGCGGCGCGAUUAAUCUCACCCCCCCCGUCUCGCGCGUUCUUGCCUCUCUGGGCCUCCUAGCCGCUGCAAAGGAAGUGGCCUUCGAGACAAAGGAGACAGGCAUCUUUUCCCUUCGAAGCGGGGCUAAACUCGGCGCCCUCCCCUUCAUCGAUGCGGAGACGGGACACACUAGCCUACGCAUUGAGCGUGCGCUACUGCUUGGGCUCCUGACCCGCGCGCUAGAUGAGGCGGGUGUAAGAGAGCCUUGGCUGAACAGGGCAGUGGGAAGUCACGUUGUAGAUAGUUACGUAGUCAAGCUUUCUAUUGAUACGAAGACUGAACGCUGCCCUUCCGAUUAA
Messenger RNA from Pseudogymnoascus destructans, 465 nucleotides. RefSeq lists its product as uncharacterized. NCBI's taxonomy places the organism in Eukaryota, Fungi, Ascomycota, Leotiomycetes, Thelebolales, Thelebolaceae. The transcript has a single exon. Gene Ontology annotation, molecular function: monooxygenase activity. The coding region runs from base 1 to 465 and encodes 154 amino acids. The record is from RefSeq and is a predicted model, not a curated record.